AUCACCAUAACACGGAAGCAGUACACAGACAGUAGGGGGGCAGGAAAAGCACGGACAGGCAGGCAGGUUAAGCCAAGUAAAAAUACGGACACAUAGAGACAUUAGGGAGGUGAAAAAAAGCGCAGGCAGGUAGACGGACAAACAGAUACAGGUGCAAAGCGAGCAUCAUGGCGCUGAUCCCCUCGCAGGUUCUCCGGGUCGCCAUCCUGCUGUCUUAUUUCUCCAUCCUGUGCCACUACAAAGCCUUAGACAUGCCGGCACACCAGACCUACGGCGGCAGCUGGAAGUUUCUCACCUUCAUCGACCUGGUGAUCCAGGCGGUGUUUUUCGGAUUGUGUGUCCUGAUCGAUGUGUCCAGUCUGCUGACUAAGGGAGGCGACAGCAGGGAGCAGGAGCGGCAGCUGAGAAAGCUGAUUGGCCUGCGAGACUGGAUGAUGGCCGUCCUGGCCUUCCCUGUCGGAGCGUUUGUGGUGUUUACUUUCUGGAGCCUCUACAUGUAUGACAGGGAACUGGUCUACCCCAAAUUAUUGGACAACUUCAUUCCUCAGUGGCUCAACCACGGCAUGCACACCACUGUUCUUCCCUUCAUCAUCAUCGAGAUGCGGACCACCCACCAUCGGUAUCCCAGCAGGUCGUGGGGUCUGGCGGCGGUGUGCUGCUUCGGUGUGGGAUAUAUCCUCUGGACAUGUUGGGUGCACCAGGUGACGGGCGUGUGGGUGUACCCGGUGCUGGAGCGCAUCGCACCCGUAGCUCGAGUCGCCUUCUUCAGUGCAAUGAUGGCAGUAAUUGGUGUCUUCUAUGUCCUCGGAGAAAUCCUCAAUAGCUACAUCUGGGAGAAACCACACACAGAAAAGGUCAAAGAAGCAAAAGCUAAACAUCCAUCCUGCAGAUCGAGGACAAAACAUGGACAAAAUAUGCACAUACAUGUAUCUUCAUAAAACAUAGGACAUAAACUCUGACAUACAGUAAACACAUGUAUGUAACACAUGUAUGCAGGGAAAGGAAACACACAUUAAUGGGACUUGUUUUUCUGGAAUUAGCACAUUCAAGUGAACAAAUUUCUUUAUUAGCUUCUUCAUAAUGAUUGAAAACCAGUGCUGUGUUGAAGAUUAUUAUUAUUAUUAGUAUUAUUAUUACUAUUCAUCUUGUGCUCUCACUACAUGUGUGGAAGAAACUAGAGGUCGGUAAAUUAUCAAUAAAGUCUGAGUGA
Messenger RNA from Oreochromis aureus, 1210 nucleotides. It is a transcript of the gene aig1, whose product is annotated as androgen-induced 1 (H. sapiens). The transcript is spliced from 7 exons. The record is from RefSeq and is a predicted model, not a curated record. Gene Ontology annotation, cellular component: endomembrane system; membrane. Bases 168 to 938 code for a protein of 256 amino acids. NCBI's taxonomy places the organism in Eukaryota, Metazoa, Chordata, Actinopteri, Cichliformes, Cichlidae.